GCUGCAUGCAUGCCAUGCUUUUUUCUUAGUCCUGUGUUGUUCUUGUUAUAUAAAGAGGUCCAAGUUGUGGAGCACGAAUGGUAAUGGUAAUAAUAGGGGUUUUUUAGAACACCCUUUUGCUUUCAGAAGUGGAAAGUGAAGGUCUUUGAAGAGAAGGAAAAAUGGGUAGUUGUGGAAGGGAAGGUGUAGUGAGACAGUACAUAAGAUCAAAAGUCCCUCGUUUAAGAUGGACCCCUGAACUGCAUCGUUGCUUUGUUUAUGCCAUUGAAACUCUUGGAGGUCAUCACAAGGCUACUCCUAAACUUGUUCUUCAAUUGAUGGAUGUUAAAGGGCUGACAAUUUCACAUGUCAAGAGCCAUCUGCAGAUGUACAGAAGCAUGAAAGGUGAUUCCUGCAGACAAGACAAGACUUCCACCCAACAUAGAAAACAACACGAUGAUGAAGUGGGUGAUGUUGGUUUCCACUCUUGUUUCAAAUCCAUUGGAAAAGAAUCUGAUUCCCAACCCAGCUGCAGUAAUUUCUCCCUUAAAAGAGCUAGAAUCGAGAAGACAAGUUUUCUCUCAGGAUUCCCACAAUGCAGCCAAAGAAUAUGUGAUGCAGUCCCAAAUCCAUACACUACUUUUUAUGAUUACCUGCAUAGCAUGGCUGAGCAGAAGGGAAUAAAGAAGAUUUGUGCUGGUUCAAUAUUGCAGACUCAACCCCUUUCCACAACUUUUCUUCCCAUGCUACCAAGCCAAGCAUCAGAUUUUCUCCAGGUUGCCUACUUAAAUGAUAAACAGGCUUUGAAUGAAGUUGAGAAGAGUUGUAGGGUAGAAGCAGAGGAUGAAGACAUGGGAGGUUGUGAGUUGUCACUGUCCAUCUCAUUGCCACAACCACAUCCUUCUUCUCAGAGAAGUAAUGCUUCUUCAGUCAGCGAUAUCAGUGAGGCCUUUUCAUUGUGCCCUAAGUUUAACAACAACAACAACAACUACAUGGGAUGUUCUACUUCUUCUAAUGUUUCAAACAAAGUUAAUGUCGACCUAUCUUUGGCCAUUUGAAUGUCACCUUCAUUUCACAGAUCAAUAGCUGUUUUA
Messenger RNA from Vigna radiata var. radiata (mung bean), 1073 nucleotides. RefSeq names its product putative Myb family transcription factor At1g14600. The record is from RefSeq and is a predicted model, not a curated record. The transcript has 6 exons. Bases 162 to 1037 code for a protein of 291 amino acids. Gene Ontology annotation, molecular function: DNA-binding transcription factor activity; DNA binding. NCBI's taxonomy places the organism in Eukaryota, Viridiplantae, Streptophyta, Magnoliopsida, Fabales, Fabaceae.